GCGACGAAACCGAAACCGAAAAGAAAAAAAAAAAAAAAAAACCUACGCGACUUCGAGCCGAAAAUCGGUUUCAGUUUCGUUUUCUGUCCAUUACUUGUGCUGUGAGGGGGCGUGGCAGGCGGGAAGCGCUCUUGUGUAUUGCAGAUAAAUAUACAUAUACAUAUACAUAUAUGUACAUAUAUGUGCAUAUGUAUGCCUGUCCCAUCGAAGUGGCAUGUUUUGAAAUCUUGUUUCACAUUUGGAACGGAAAAAGUUUUUGCAAUCGGUUCGGCGAUCGAAAAUGUCCAGCAAAUAAAUAAUUUUUACGUGUUAAGCCGCAAAUCGCGAUCAUAAUUAAACAAUUAAUUGAGGGGCCAUAGCGUGAGAUAGGCCAGCGAUCCAAACCAGCUGGAAGCAAUGAGCAGCCCUUGGCUUGCACUCCACGUAGAGCUGGCGAAUUAGUGCUAUUUAGACUAUUUGCCGUAUUAGCAACUGAAAUCGCUGAGAUCGUAAUUGUUAUUAGCUGCUCGAGCUAAUCAGUGCCAAGGCAAAGGAGCCUCGUUGCAUAAGCUAACUGUGCUGAGUGCCGCGCUUAACCUCGAAAAUCAGUACGAGAAUCGCGAUUCACAAACACAAACAUACACACACACAUACAGAAAAAAGUGAAAAAAGAAAAAUAAUAUAGAAAGAAAAGAGAAAAAAAUAAAAAUAGUGUAUGAAAAGGCUCAUCAGCCCGCCAUAUGAACCGAAAUCUUUUGUAAUUCGCUCAAUUGGAUGCCAGGAGAUACAUUUGAAUCUUUUGUGAAUUUUCUUCCCAAUUUUUGAGCCGCAACAAUGGCUAAUUGGAAAUUUAGCCUCAUCACGCUGUUGGCGCUUAGCGGGCUCAGCUGCCUGGCCAGCGCCUAUCGAGUGGGCGUGGGACGCGCGGACAUCACCGGACCGCCGGUGGAAAUUAAUUUCAUGGGCUAUGCGAACAUCAAGCAGGUUGGACGGGGCCUGCACACACGCACCUUUGCUCGCGCCUUCGUCGUGGAGGACGAGAAGGGGAACCGCGUGGCCUUCGUCAGCGCCGACUGCGGCAUGAUGGGCUACGGGCUCAAGCGGGAGGUGGUGAAGCGGCUGCAGGCGCGCUACGGCAACAUUUACACCAUCGAGAACGUGGCCAUCAGUGGCACCCAUACUCAUGGUGCGCCGGGCGGCUUCCUGAUGCACUUGCUCUACGACAUUUCCAUUCUGGGCUUCGUGCCACAGACCUUUGAGGCGAUGGCCCAGGGGCUCUACCUGUGCAUCAAGCGCGCCACGGACAACCUGGUGGAUGGCCGCAUCUACUUCUCCAAGACCAUUGUGCUCAACGCGAACAUCAACCGAUCGCCGACAUCGUAUCUGCGCAAUCCGGCGGAGGAGCGCGCCCAGUACGAGCACGACACGGACAAGACGCUGGCGCAGCUGCGCUUCGUGGACAAGGACAACAAUCUGCUGGGCGCCUUCAACUGGUAUGCGGUGCACGCCACCUCGAUGAACAACACCAACAAGCUGGUGACCAGCGACAACAUGGGCUACGCGGCGCUGCUGCUGGAGAAGGAGUACAAUCCCAAUAAGAUGCCCGGCAAGGGCAAGUUUGUGGGCGCCUUCUGCUCCUCGAACCUGGGCGAUGUCUCGCCCAACAUCAUGGGACCGAAGUGCUCCCUGUCGGGCAACGAGUGCGACAUACUCACCUCGCACUGUCCCAAGGGCGAGGGCGAGUGCUUCGCCUCCGGCCCAGGGCGCGACAUGUUCGAGAGCACACAGAUCAUCGGCCAGCGGCUGGCCGAGGGCGCGCUGAGCCUGCUGAACGAGCAGAGCCAGGAGUCGACGGCACGUGAGGUCACCGGAGAUGUGCGCUUCAUCCAUCAGUUUGUCGAUAUGCCCAACUAUAAUGGCAGCACGUACAAUCCGCUCACACGCAAGCUGGACAAGAUCAGGGGCUGCCAGCCGGCUAUGGGCUACAGCUUUGCGGCCGGCACCACUGAUGGCCCCGGAGCCUUCAGCUUUGAGCAGGGCACCACCACCGACAACCCCAUGUGGAACUUUGUGCGCGACUUCAUAGUGCCGCCCACCCAGGAGGAUAUCAAGUGCCAUGAGCCAAAGCCCAUUCUCCUGGCCACGGGUCGAGCAACCUUCCCGUACGAGUGGCAGCCCAAAAUCGUAUCCAAUCAGAUCCUAAAGAUCGGCGAUGUCAUCAUUGCCGCCGUUCCAUGCGAGUUCACAACGAUGGCCGGGCGGCGCUUGCGGAACCAGAUUAGAGCGGCCGCCUCGGCUGCCGGUGGCAUCGAUACGGAGGUCAUCAUUGCCGGCCUGACCAACAUCUACUCCAGCUACACCGUCACGCCCGAGGAGUACCAGGCGCAGCGCUAUGAGGCCGCCUCCACAAUAUUUGGCCCGCAUACGCACACCAUUUACAUGGACGUCUUCGAGCGCCUGACCAAGGCGAUGAUGCACAACCAGACUGUGGACGCUGGACCCAGUCCUCCCUAUAUGAACGAUGUGAUGCUCUCCUUGAAUACCGGCGUGCUGUUCGACGGUCAUCCCAUUGGCACUGACUUUGGCUAUGUGAAGACCCAGCCCCAUAAGCAAUACGGCAUCAAUGACACCGUCAGAGUCACCUUUAUUUCGGGCAAUCCGCGCAAUAAUCUCUUCACGGAGAAGACAUACUUUUCGGUGGAGCGGAAGAUCAACGAGGAUCGUUGGAAGAUUACCUACACGGAUGCCAGCUGGGAGACAAAAAUGGUCUGGCAUCGCACGAACACGAUUCUCGGCUUCAGUGAGCUGGAGAUCAUUUGGAACAUCAGUCCCCAGACCCUGCCGGGCGAGUAUCGCAUACGGCACACUGGAGAAUACAAGUAUAUAUUAGGUGGGAAGUACCCCUACGAGGGGCUGACGCAUUCCUUUACUGUCACCGAGGAUUAAUUGUCCCCAGUUGAUCAGUCCAAACUAAUCAGUGUAUUUAUUUACCACGCAUAAAUGAUGAUGAAAAGCUUUAUAUUCUAAACACUAAUCAAUUGAAUGCCAAAUUUUUUAGAACUUAAAUAAAAUGAAUACGAAAA
Molecule: messenger RNA, 3062 nt
Organism: Drosophila arizonae
Lineage: Eukaryota; Metazoa; Arthropoda; Insecta; Diptera; Drosophilidae
Gene: CDase
Product: neutral ceramidase
Biological process (GO): sphingosine biosynthetic process; ceramide catabolic process; long-chain fatty acid biosynthetic process
Cellular component (GO): extracellular region
Molecular function (GO): N-acylsphingosine amidohydrolase activity
Source: RefSeq, a predicted model, not a curated record